CGCUGCGUGUCUGAGGCGUACAAAGAAUCGCUGCUCCAACUAGCAAUGCGAUAUUGACAUUGACCCGGUGUCAUGUACACUCCUCACGAGGGCGAAUUUGCGACAGCGUGACUCUAACAAGGGUGUGCGGAGAUGGACCAGACAUGAAUGAAGCUGCAGUCAUGUGGCCCCGAGAACCACGCUUUGAACGCCUGCGGCCGCCUUGACUGCGCACUACAAGCCUCGAUAUCAUCCUGAUCCUCCCCCGAGAAACAUUACAUCUCCAGCAAGCACACACACAUGGCCUCCACCACCGUCGCCAUCAACCCCGGCCACGGCCUUGGUCCCUUUCAUCUUGGUGCAUCAUUACACGAAUGCCUCACCAUCCUUACAGCCGACAAAGACCAAUACUCCAAGAUCGGGCUCUACUUCGAUCGACCAGAUCCGCUGAGAACUCCUACCGUGGUCGAUCUGCCCAACAACGGCUUUCGCCUACGCUUCGAUGGUGCAGACCAGAGGUUAAGGCUGAUAGAGGUCCAAGACUUUCGGAAGAUGAGAGUUUCAUACAAAGGCGGCGAGCUGUUGAAGCCCCUGGAAACGGGCGAGGGUCCCACGUUUAAAAGGAUCUACCAGAUCUUUGGUGCCGCGUACCCCGGCGAGUACAUCCCGCCUCGGAAGAAGGAGACCACCGGGACGUAUGUGCUGUCGUGGGCCGGAGUUGCUUUCACAUUCCUCUUGCAGCAUUCGGCGUGGGCAGCGGACAAGGAUCAUGUUUCUAUGCUAGGCUCGUCAGCUGCAUCCCCGGCAACGCGAAUGGCCAUAUUCGAAGGUAGCAGCUGGCCAGAGGCUCGGCAAGACCUGUUCGCGCGCGACCCCAGUGGGCCUCGAUCAUCUGCACUGGCGUGGAGGGCUAAAGACCAUCUGCCGCAAGAAGUGGAAUCAGCCAUCAUCCGCGGCGACGGCACUGUGCACCUUUUGCGUCGAGUCCCUGCCCCGCCUUUCACCAUUACGUUAAACGAAACCACGCCGCAGGAUCUGGUCACCGAGCUUGGCCCACCAGAUACCACACAUAAACGCGACCCCGAAUCAUCGUUGGGGGAAGAGCCCACGCAGAGUCGUGCCGAGAGCGCUGCACGACCCGUUGCGAAUGGUCGCUCGGGCAGAGGCUCGCAACCUUCGAGCUACUCCUCCACGGGCACAGACACAUUCGACGUCGAUUUCGAUUCGGGAGAUGCCGAGGAAGACCCAGCAGAGCGGGCGAGUCGCGAGAUAUUCUGGUGCUAUUACAGCCAUGGAAUGGACAUCCUGGUAGGGCCUCCGAGUCCACACGUCGCGGCCAACGAGCAGCACACCACACCAUUAUCAGCGAGCCCUCAUCUCGUAGUGAUCAAAGUCAUCAUUCACGGCAACGUCCCCGGAAGCUACGCAUUCAACCGUCAUCGAAGACUGCGUUGGCAAAUCUCACUUCCCAACACCGAAUACGCCGGCGAGCUGGGCUCAGAAUCGAAAUUCGACGAGCUCAAGCCCUCACUCCUGCACAUCUUCCAGAACGUGUGGCCGGCAUCAGACAUGGGGAAAGGCAAAGUGGUGAAUCGCACGUGGGAUGCGAAUUCCAGCGAUUCCGCGUUCUUCCUGCCGGAUGCUGGGCAGGACUUGAUUGAAGGCGGGGGCAGUGAGCAAUGGCUGGGUAAUACCAGGCUGUACACCUUUCCCGGACUCAUCUUUGAGGUUUUGGAGAAUGGUGCGGUGAGUGCGUUGACGAUUUAUUGAGGCGUGUUGCAUUGCUUGGGGCAUUGGGAGGGCUAGCGAGUCCCGAUAUCGGUACGAUAGGCGCAGAUUGUCAACUUCGAGUUACAUUGUUAAACCAUUUCAC
Neohortaea acidophila is the source of this 1852-nucleotide messenger RNA. RefSeq lists its product as uncharacterized. Gene Ontology annotation, biological process: Golgi to plasma membrane protein transport. The transcript is spliced from 2 exons. The coding region runs from base 280 to 1749 and encodes 489 amino acids. The record is from RefSeq and is a predicted model, not a curated record. NCBI's taxonomy places the organism in Eukaryota, Fungi, Ascomycota, Dothideomycetes, Mycosphaerellales, Teratosphaeriaceae. Gene Ontology annotation, cellular component: trans-Golgi network.